UUAGAGAUGCACAUGAAUAAAUACGAUCCCACUGAUCGUCAACCCAUCACCACUCCUCACCUCUCCUGUUCCAGCUCAGCUCAGAAGCUGACUAGCUCAUCAAGGUCUGCGAGCUAGGUUAGGAGCUGCAGUGUUGGAAGCUAGCAUUGAUCGAGCUUGUUGCCGUCGAGAUCAAUCCAGUGACCGUGGGUUGGUAGCAACCGCAACGAAAGCAUGAUGAAGCCGUGGCUACUGUUUGCAUGGGCCGUGCUGGCGGCCUCCGCGGUGGCGCGCGCGUCCCCGCCCCUGCAGGUCGGGUUCUACGAGCACUCGUGCCCGCAGGCCGAGGACAUCGUGCGCAACGCCGUCCGCCGCGCCGUCGCCAGGGACCCCGGCCUCGCCGCCGGCCUCAUCAGGAUGCACUUCCACGACUGCUUCGUCAGGGGCUGCGACGCGUCGAUCCUGCUCGAGUCGACGCCGUGGCAAAAGGCGGAGCGGGACUCGACGGCCAACAACCCGAGCCUGCGCGGGUUCGAGGUCAUCGACGAGGCCAAGGCCAUCGUGGAGGCGCACUGCCCGCGCACCGUGUCCUGCGCCGACAUCGUCGCCUUCGCGGCGCGCGACGGGGCCGCGCUCGCCGGCGGCAUCGACUACCGCGUCCCCUCCGGCCGCCGCGACGGCCGCGUGUCCGUCGAGGGCGAGGUGCUGGACGGCAACGUGCCGUUCCCGACCUUCACCGUCGGGGAGCUCGUCGAGAACUUCAGGCGCAAGGGGCUCUCGGCCGACGACAUGGUCACGCUCUCCGGUGCGCACAGCAUCGGCCGGUCCCACUGCUCGUCGGUCACGGAUCGGCUGUACAACUUCCAGGGCGAGCCGGGGCGGACGGACCCGGAGCUCGACCCGGCGUACGCGGCGGACCUGAAACGGCGGUGCCCGCCGUCGAUGAGCAACAUGGACUACCCCACGACGGUGCCCCUGGACCCGGUGACGCCGGCCGGCCUCGACAACCAGUACUUCAAGAACGUGCUGGCGCACAAGGUGCCCUUCACCUCCGACCAGGCGCUGCUCGACAGCCCCUGGACCGCGGGGCUCGUCGCGUUCCACGCCGCCGUUGGGCAGGCGUGGGAGGCAAAGUUCGCCGCGGCGAUGGUCAAGAUGGGCGCCAUCGAGGUACUCACCGGCCAAGAGGGUGAGAUCAGGGAGAAGUGCUCCGUGGUCAACCACUACUAGUUGACUCUGCGCCUGGGUCAAGACAGUUUUACGACAAGGAUUUUUAGCACAAUUUCAUAUUUGGGCCUGGGCGAAGACUUACGUACAUACAAGUCACAACAAGGUGCAUUCAUUAUUCAUUGGUGGAAGGAAGGUCCAUAAGGCGAAGCCCAUCAUAAAAUAAAUUGGUAUUGCACCGAAUGUUGUUGAAGGCCCAUACAAAUGCCGCCAACUUAUUGUGGUUUUCGGACUUUUGUGUAUUCGUUUAAAAAAGUUUUUCUUUGACUUUUUCUCUUUUGAAGAAGUUUAUUGCUACUUUGUAUUGUAAGCAUGCAAAUUGUACAGUGCACAUUCAUUCCAUCAAAAAAUAAUU
Messenger RNA from Setaria italica (foxtail millet), 1561 nucleotides. RefSeq names its product peroxidase 5. The record is from RefSeq and is a predicted model, not a curated record. Gene Ontology annotation, biological process: hydrogen peroxide catabolic process; response to oxidative stress. Lineage: Eukaryota; Viridiplantae; Streptophyta; Magnoliopsida; Poales; Poaceae. The transcript has a single exon. Gene Ontology annotation, cellular component: plant-type cell wall; plasmodesma. Gene Ontology annotation, molecular function: peroxidase activity; heme binding. Bases 214 to 1209 code for a protein of 331 amino acids.